GUCAGUACGCCGUUCGCCGACCGGUUCACACGUAAGAUAGUCGCGACGUCCGCGUGAAUUCCGGGAUCGCGAGAUUAAUACUCCGCGCGUUUGUUGUCUUCACUCUCACCGGUGUUUCCUCCCGCGGUCCGUUCAAGUCUCCCGCAACAUCGAACCGACGUCAUCAUGGCCAGUUACGUCAACUCGAAGUGCACUCCUACCGUGUUCGCGGCACCAAAUUUCGAUGCAAAAGAAGACGCGACAGCGCUGAAAAAGGCCAUGAAAGGUUUCGGGUGCGAUCAGAAAAUCAUAAUCGACAUCAUUGCCAGCCGUGGCAUUGUGCAACGCAUCGAAAUCGCGGAGGCGUUCAAGACGAUGUAUGGAAAGGAAUUGAAAAAAGAAUUGAAAAACGAACUGAGCGGACAUUUCGAGGACACCGUGUUGGCUCUGAUGACGCCACUUCCGGAGCUGUACGCAAAGGAGUUACACGACGCCAUCUCCGGGAUAGGCACCAACGAAGAAGUGCUUGUUGAGAUAUUGGGCACCUUGAGCAAUUUCGGUGUGCGGACGGUCGCCGAUUGUUACGAAAAAAUGUACGGCCACAAUCUCGAGAAGGACAUCAAAGGAGACACGUCGGGUCAUUUCAAACGUCUUUGCGUAUCCUUAAGUAUGGGAAAUCGAGAUGAAUCGCCAGUAGUAGACGAGGCUGCUGCGCGUUUAGACGCUGAGACUUUGUAUAACGCAGGAGAAAAAAUCAAAUGGGGCACGGACGAAUCGGAAUUCCACAGGAUUUUGGUAACCAAAAGUUAUCAGCACUUGAGACGUGUCUUUUUGGAAUACGAGAAAAUAGCUUCCAAGGAUAUCGAAGAGUCAAUCAAAAGCGAAUUUUCCGGUGAUAUAUCUAUGGGUCUAUUGUCUAUCGUAAAAUGUAUUAAGAGCAAAGUCAACUUUUUCGCGGAGCGCUUACACAAGAGUAUGGUUGGUUUGGGAACGGACGACCGAACACUAAUAAGAAUCGUGGUUUCCAGAUCGGAAAUUGAUCUUGGAGAUAUAAAAGUAGCUUUCGAGAAGAAAUACGGUAAAAGUUUGGAGUCGUGGAUCACCGGUGAUACUUCUGGAGAUUACAAGAAAAUUUUGUUGAAAAUUGUCGCUUAAACAACGGUUUUGAUUUUUAAAAUAUUCACGAGUGAUUUUUCAUUUUUACAU
Sipha flava (yellow sugarcane aphid) is the source of this 1185-nucleotide messenger RNA. RefSeq names its product annexin B9-like. NCBI's taxonomy places the organism in Eukaryota, Metazoa, Arthropoda, Insecta, Hemiptera, Aphididae. Gene Ontology annotation, molecular function: calcium ion binding; calcium-dependent phospholipid binding. Gene Ontology annotation, cellular component: cytoplasm. The coding region runs from base 166 to 1134 and encodes 322 amino acids. The record is from RefSeq and is a predicted model, not a curated record. The transcript is spliced from 7 exons.